Oncorhynchus kisutch (coho salmon) is the source of this 1502-nucleotide messenger RNA. Its product is annotated as calcium-binding protein 2-like. Gene Ontology annotation, molecular function: calcium channel regulator activity; calcium ion binding. Gene Ontology annotation, cellular component: cytoplasm. The record is from RefSeq and is a predicted model, not a curated record. The transcript is spliced from 5 exons. NCBI's taxonomy places the organism in Eukaryota, Metazoa, Chordata, Actinopteri, Salmoniformes, Salmonidae. The coding region runs from base 481 to 999 and encodes 172 amino acids.
AACUCUAAUGAACUUAUCCUCUGCAGCACAGCUAACUCUGGGUCUUCCUUUCCUGUGGUGGUCCUCAUGAGCGCUGUCGUCAAGGCAAGGGGUGUUUAAAAAAAAAAAAACUCAAAUAGAAAAUAUAUUUUGAUUUGUUUAACACUUCUUUGGUUACUAAAGAUGUAGAUUUUAUCAAACAAAAACAAAUGGCAGAAUUUCUCUCUCUUCUUUUCUCUCCUCCUUUUUCUACCUUUGGCUGAUUGGUUCCCAUUGUCUUUGUGAUUGAGGCCCAUUGUGUAUUUUCUAAUGUCAGCGGUUGAACAUUUUGUGUUUGUUGAUCUUUAGAUUUACAUCUGUGUGUUUGACGGCGGUUUUUGUAUCCACAUGAAAACAUGCACGUACGUUGUUUGUCUUGUCGUGGGUCAUUGAGCAAACAGAUUCGUCGUACGUCUCGUGGGGUUGUGAUGUAGCGCGUGUGUGUGCGUGUGUGUGUUUGUGAUGCGAUGUGUGUGUGUUCAUGUGCCACCACCAGUCUGCUUAUGUGAGUCCCUCUGCUACCUCCAACAGGACAGGGACCUACGACCAGAGGAGAUUGAAGAGCUUCGCGAGGCGUUUGUGGAGUUUGAUAGGAAGAAGAAUGGUUAUGUCAGCUACAAGGACCUGGGAGAGUGCAUGAGGACCAUGGGCUACAUGCCCACAGAGAUGGAGCUCAUCGAGCUGGGCCAGUCCAUCUGUGGCGGCAAACUAGACUUUGAUGACUUUGUGGAGCUGAUGGGCCCAAAGAUGCUGGCAGAGACAGCAGACAUGAUCGGAGUGAAAGAACUGAGAGAUGCAUUCAAGGAGUUUGAUGCUAACAGUGAUGGUCAGAUCAGUAUAAUGGAACUGAGGGAGGCCAUGAAGAAGCUGAUGGGAGAACAGCUGACCAACAGAGAGAUCGACGAGAUCCUCCGAGACGUGGAUCUCAACCGGGACGGACUGGUCGACUUUGAGGAAUUUGUUCGAAUGAUGUCACGCUGAGAUAACCAUAUGGUUGUAGUGAACAACUGGAAAAGGGACCACUACAUUUGUAGUGAACAACUGGAAAAGGGACCACUACGUUUGUAGUGAACAACUGGAAAAGGGACCACUACGUUUGUAGUGAACAACUGGAAAAGGGACCACUACAUUUGUAGUGAACAACUGGAAAAGGGACCACUACAUUUGUAGUGAACAUUCUUGUUCUACUGACUGGACCUCGGUUUGUUAUUUUUUGUUAAGCAGCACUUAAAUUGAGUGAACACUUAAUAGUAGUUCUACAAAUCUUGUAACUCAAGCUGUGACAGUUCAAUUGAACAUUGAUUGGUUGUAACAUAUCAAAAUCCUAAUGCUUGGCUGUCUCUUAUGAGUAUCGCUUAUCUUUUUAAAGUGUCUUUUUUUUAAAAAGUGAAUGUUUUUACUCUGAUUGUAUGUGUGUUCAAAGGUUUAACCUCGUUUGUAAAAUGUGACGUUAUUUUCAAAUAAAAAGUUGUCUGUGUUGUUUU